This is a messenger RNA of Trachemys scripta elegans, 1096 nucleotides long. RefSeq names its product cellular repressor of E1A stimulated genes 2 (gene CREG2). The coding region runs from base 156 to 857 and encodes 233 amino acids. The transcript has 2 exons. Lineage: Eukaryota; Metazoa; Chordata; Testudines; Emydidae. The record is from RefSeq and is a predicted model, not a curated record.
AGAUUAUACAGGCUGUUGAUGCUUUAGCAAGAGUGUAAACUCAAUCUAAUCCAUCUCUGAGCCAGCUUUCACCACAGGAGGGUGCUGCUAUCAUUCCAAAGGUUCAGGCUUUGCAAGGUUCAGUGUGGAUCUUAGCGUGGAGUGUUUAUUACAAAAUGUCUGUGUGCUGCUGUCAAAUACAGCUGAGGAAAAGGAUUACACCAAUAUCCUGGCUUUCCUGGGUUCUGUGGUGCAGUGUGAUGCUGUCUCCUGCUUGGGGUUAUGUGAUAGUCAACUCGGUUUCGUGGUCAGUUACCAAUGAGGUGGAGGAAGAACUGGAUAGUGCCUCAAACGAGGAGGCUCUCCCUGCGCUUCUGGAAGACACGACUAGCAUCUGGAAGCAGAGCUAUCCAGCCUCUGUUUACAAAGAAGAUGGGGAAAUGAGGUCAAGGCCAGUGGCUGGGAGAUCCAAGCAAAUCUCUUCUCCUUCUAGGAUGUUUUCCUACAGGAGAGAGAGUGUCAAAGGGACAGACAGCAUUACUCCUCAGGAGCAGGCAAUCAGAACUGCCCGUUUCCUGACCCAUUAUAACAGCUGGGGCUUCUUGGCUACCGAGUCCACCCAGGAAAAGAUCCAAGGUGUACCAUUUGGGAAUUGUUUACUAGUCAGUGAUGGGCCCAUCAAUAACAGCACUGGAAUACCUUUCUUUUAUGUGACUUCAAAGGACAACACUGUGACAGAUCUCAUGAAGAACUCUGUGGCUUCUCUGACAUUGCCAGAGGCAGAAGGAGAUUUCUGCAGGUACCAGCAGUUUGUCUUUCUGACAGCAGUCAAUGAAAACAAAUUGAUUUCUGAUAGCAUUUACAUUUCUGUGUUGUGAGUACAUUAUGUGAAAUGUAACCAAUACUUUUGGUUAAACUGAAGCAAUACAGGCAGAGGCAUGGUCUAAGCAUAGGAACAGGAGGCAAGAAAUCCUGGAUUCCAAACACUGCUUUGACAAACACCCAUUCUGGCUUUGGACAAUAUUUUAGGCCACCCAUUUAAAAAAGUGACCUCCAGUUUUGGGUAUCUGCGUUUUUGUGUUCCUAAUGUUAGAUGCUUAGGUCUGAUCCAAAGCCU